This is a messenger RNA of Mangifera indica (mango), 1447 nucleotides long. RefSeq lists its product as uncharacterized. NCBI's taxonomy places the organism in Eukaryota, Viridiplantae, Streptophyta, Magnoliopsida, Sapindales, Anacardiaceae. The record is from RefSeq and is a predicted model, not a curated record. Bases 77 to 1195 code for a protein of 372 amino acids. The transcript has 2 exons. Gene Ontology annotation, molecular function: zinc ion binding; nucleic acid binding.
UUUCGUAGAAGUUCCUCUGUUCUUUUUUUUUCUAAUCUCUAGACUAUCAUGGUAUAAUGCUUUAUAGGAGAGAGAUAUGGUACGCAGUGAUAGAGAUAGAAACCCAAGGGCAAAUGCAUCAACCUCUGGGCUAAGAAAUGAUGAUAGAGAACCAACCUUACGUGAGAUUGCCGAGGAAGGUAACCCUAUGAUACGCAUGAUGGCUAGGAUUGUGGAACAGCAAAAUAUGUUGAUCACAGAAUUGACACAUCGUGGAGGUACUCCAAGGACUGAGGAGCAAGAACGUCCUACCAAUGAGGGACCUAUCUUUGUGUUGGAGAGAUUUAAAAAGCUUGGACCUCCAUCUUUUCAAGGGACAACGGAUCCUUUGAAGGCUGAGUCAUGGCUGAAGCAAAUUGAAAAGAUUUUCACAGUUAUUGGGUGCACAGAUGAUCAAAGGGUUGUGCUUGCCUCCUUUAUGCUUCAAGGUGAGGCGGAUCAUUGGUGGGAGGCGACCUCUCGCCUUAUGAGGGCUCAUUUAGGAAAUAGACCCAUCUCUUGGAGCAUGUUUCAGGAGGCCUUUAAUGAGAAAUAUUUCCCUGAUCGAGUUCGUUUCAAGAUGGAGGCUGAUUUUCUAAGUUUAAUACAAGGGAAUAAAUCAGUGGCUGAAUAUGAAGAGCAAUUCACAGCUUUGUCGCGUUUUGUUCCUAAAUUAAUUGAUGAAGAGGGUAGUAAGUGUCGAAGAUUCUUUGAAGGAUUGCGUCCAUCCAUUAAGGCUCAAUUAUCAAUUCUUAAGUUGACAACAUAUUCGGAUAUUGUUGAUCGAGCUAUGAUAGCAGAAAGAUAUUUGAGGGAGUCCCAAACUGGUAGAGACACUUGGAACAAAAAUAAUAAACAGUAUGAAUCUCGAAUUGGAGGAUCAAACCAGCAGGGUGAUGAGCUAGUAAGACAUUCCAAUAAUGGGUCUUCGCAUAAAAACGUUCCCUUCUGUCAGUAUUGCGGUAAUUCACAUAUUGGAGAAUGUCUGAAGAGAAAAGGUGCUUGUUUUGGGUGUGGUGAAGUUGGACAUAGAAUCAGAGACUGUCCAAAGAAAAGAGGUGCUAUUAUGGGAGCUUCCAGUGAUGAAACAGAAAGGAAGAAGCUAAGGACCCAAGGACGUGUUUUUGCCCUAACCAAGCAAGAUGAUGAAGCUCCUAAUAAAGUGGUUUCAGAAUAAGUUUUCUAGAUUAGCUAGGAGGGGUGGAAUAAAAUAAACUCAAGCUGAGUUGGGAGAUUGAAGAGUUUUGAUAUCUAGAUUUUAUUGUUUAUGAAUAUUGUAAUUGUGGAUUAUUUAUAAGGUGUGAUUAUGUUUAAUUAUUUUCUUUUUGGGGAUUAUUUUGGCAAAAAUAAGAUUAUAUUAUGCUAUAGAAUUAUUUUUUUUAGAAUGAAGUCAUGGAUUAAAUUAGUUUUGCAUUUUCAAGUGAGGUUA